AUGGAAACCGUACAAGCAUCAAUCAUAUCGCUGCACAGUGAUCUUAAAACUACAAGUUCACUGCAAAGCAAUAUCAACAAACUUCAAAUACCAAAUAUUCCAGAUGAGUACAUUAUCAUUUUGGAUGAACACGCGCAAGUUAUCUUUACUAGUCAAUACACAUCUGAUCAAAUUAUACGGGGAAUUCAAAACUGGGAAAUACUUCGCAAAUUCUUCUGUGAUGAUUCAAACGUUGAUAGUGUAGAAAACAACAUUUCUCAGUAUAUCCUACAAACUGUGCGGCAACUAACGCCAAAACAUAUGACUGAAUUUAUGCUCAAGCUUUGCAAAUAUCGCGCAGCCUACAUUGAUGAUCUCUUAGAUCAACUCAUGAAGUUAUUUCCCAAUCAAAUCAUUGUUGAAAACGAGGCGGGUAGCCGAGAUCCUGAGUCUGAUUAUGAUAUUCGCUUGGCUUCGACCGAUGGAACAUUGGCACUUGCCAUCUGGUAUCGUUUUCGAUACUAA
This is a messenger RNA of Adineta ricciae, 504 nucleotides long. The record is from the annotation of a GenBank genome assembly. NCBI's taxonomy places the organism in Eukaryota, Metazoa, Rotifera, Eurotatoria, Adinetida, Adinetidae.